Messenger RNA from Andrographis paniculata, 1874 nucleotides. Its product is annotated as serine/threonine-protein kinase STY13-like. The transcript is spliced from 3 exons. Gene Ontology annotation, molecular function: protein kinase activity; ATP binding. The record is from RefSeq and is a predicted model, not a curated record. Gene Ontology annotation, biological process: protein phosphorylation. Lineage: Eukaryota; Viridiplantae; Streptophyta; Magnoliopsida; Lamiales; Acanthaceae. Bases 339 to 1559 code for a protein of 406 amino acids.
GAAGCUCUGCAUACGCUUCAUUUUUUCCCAUUCAAGACUCCUCCUUUUUACCCCCAAAUUUUUUCUCUCCAUCGCCGUCGUCGAUUCUCCGCUGCCGCCGCCGCCGCCGCAGCUGGUGUUGCUUUAGCUCUGUCUCUCCGGAGCUGCUCGUUCCUCGCUUCGGCGGAACUGAAGGUCCUGCCGCGCUCGCAGCUGAGUUCGUUCGCGUUGCGUUAAGCGGUUCGAGAAGGUUUUGGUGUUCUAGUUGGAGAGAAGAAAUGCUAUUGCAGAAGAUAUAGAAUAUUUUCGAAGUUCUUUCAGUUGCAUCUACUUUGUAUAGAAACCGAGAAGAAAAGAAAAUGUUGGAGGGUCCAAAAUUUACUGGAAUGAUAGGCCUUAACAACAAUCAUGACAACUAUGAUUUCUAUCGCAAGCUUGAUGAGGGUUCGAAUAUGUCAGUUGAUAGUUAUGGGAGCUUGCAGAUGAGCAAUGGCGGGGGCUCUGUUGCCAUGUCGAUGGACAGCAGUGUUGGAUCUAAUGGUUCGCAUACUCGCAUCUUGGAUCACCAAGGCCUCAAGCGCGUCAAGAAUUAUUCUGUUGCUGCUAGUGUGAAUCAUGGGAAGGCUUCUCAUGGGCUAAGCGAUGAUGCCCUAGCUCAAGCUUUGAUGGAUCCUCGAUAUCCGACCGAGGGCCUUGGGAAUUACGACGAGUGGACGAUUGAUCUGAGGAAGCUGAACAUGGGGCCUGCAUUUGCUCAAGGGGCUUUUGGGAAACUCUAUAGAGGCACAUACAACGGUGAAGAUGUUGCAAUUAAGCUUCUAGAAAAGCCAGAAAAUGAUGCGGAAAGAGCGCAGUUGAUGGAGCAGCAAUUUCAACAGGAGGUGAUGAUGCUGGCAAGAUUGAAGCAUCCAAAUAUUGUUCGAUUCAUUGGCGCCUGCCGCAAGCCUAUGGUCUGGUGUAUUGUCACUGAAUAUGCUAAGGGAGGUUCGGUGCGUCAAUUCUUGACAAAGCGGCAGAACCGUGCUGUUCCCUUAAAGCUGGCAGUAAAACAGGCUUUGGAUGUUGCUAGAGGGAUGGAAUAUGUUCAUGGCUUAAAUUUGAUUCACAGAGACUUGAAAUCGGACAAUCUCCUGAUUGCGGCCGACAAAUCCAUAAAAAUUGCUGAUUUUGGGGUAGCUCGCAUUGAAGUGCAGACAGAAGGCAUGACGCCAGAGACUGGCACAUACCGUUGGAUGGCCCCGGAGAUGAUCCAGCACCGACCCUACACCCAAAAAGUCGACGUCUACAGCUUCGGGAUCGUGCUGUGGGAGCUGAUCACGGGAAUGCUCCCGUUCCAGAACAUGACUGCCGUUCAGGCCGCGUUUGCGGUGGUCAACAAAGGCGUCCGCCCGACUAUUCCUAACGACUGCCUUCCCGCCCUCAGCCAGAUCAUGACGCUCUGCUGGGACGGCAAUCCCGACGUCAGACCGGCCUUCGGCGAUGUCGUUAGAAUGCUCGAAGCUGCCGAGACUGAGAUCAUGACCACCGUCAGAAAGGCUCGUUUCCGAUGCUGCAUUAGCCAGCCGAUGACGACUGACUGAGGAGAAGAACUGCGGCUCGAUUUUCGGGUUUGGCUCGACUCGACGCGGAAGGGAUCGGAUGGAUUGUGUAUGUAUCACCCAGGCUUGAUGUUGUUGAGAAAAUUUGGAGAGGGAAGGUUGUUUGUUGUUGCUAUGAUGGUAAGAAGUUCAUAACUUAACUGAAUGUUUAUUUUUAUUUUUAUUUUUAUAUUUUUUACUCCUUUGUUUUUAUGUUUUGUGUACUGCUUUUGGUUUUUUGUUUUGUGUCUAUGGAUUUGAGAUAUAUAUAUAUAUAUAUAUACUCGAUUAGUGGUAAUAUAGAAGAUUUUAUGUGUA